Coccinella septempunctata (seven-spotted ladybird) is the source of this 2123-nucleotide messenger RNA. RefSeq lists its product as uncharacterized. The transcript is spliced from 10 exons. The record is from RefSeq and is a predicted model, not a curated record. Bases 92 to 2011 code for a protein of 639 amino acids. NCBI's taxonomy places the organism in Eukaryota, Metazoa, Arthropoda, Insecta, Coleoptera, Coccinellidae.
AAUGUGGAUGUCAGAUCCAAUUUUUGAGGUUAUUUGUUAUUUUUUGUUGAAAUUGCAAACAAAUUCUAUAAUUUGAUCUAUUAUUUAUAAAAUGGGUAAAAAUCACAGACAUAAAAAGAGGCUUAAAGCAGAAAAGUCGAAAACGCAGUUAAAAAACGCUGCAAAAGAAUUGUUAAAAAGACAGAAUGUGACUAAAACCGAAUUUAAAAUCAAGCCAAUCGUUAUAAAAACCCAGUUAGAGUCUAAAACAACAGAGGAUGGCCGUAAGGAUCUGUCUGUGGAGGAUGUGGUUAAUCGAUUAAGCCAUCGAAAUGAGAAUAUGAAAAUGAGAGCAUGUCAAGAUAUGGAAUAUCUGAUAAUGAAUAAUAAAAUUAGUAAUAUACCUUAUUAUUUCAAAUUUGUUUGUGUCUUCAUUCAAGAAGAUAUGCCAAAAGCAAGGAGGUCCGGGUUGAAACUGCUGCAAACUAUGCUUAGCGCGAUGAAUGAGAAAAAUUGCUGUGAUUUCCUCUUUCAAUUUUUACUCAAUCAUUUACGAUGUGCCAUGACCAGCAUAAAUAGACGGAUAAGGGAAGAUUCUGUCCUCUUCUUUGACCUCCUCCUUAAGUAUCUUCCCAAUUUUAUGGCGAAACAUUUUCGUUACUUCCUACCCGAUUUUAUGAUGUUGAUAUCGGCAUUGAAAAACGAUGCCGAAAUGAGGAGAACAGUUACUGUUAAUCUUGAAAGUAAAUUCACCAGUUCACAGUGGAGAAUCGCAGUACUGAGCAGGUUGCACCAACUUCUUGAUAUUCUACUUCAAAGGAAAAAAAGGAAAGACGAAGGUAUAAAGAAGUUGGAAGAAUUGCACGAUAGGCAUCCAUUUUUUGUUGUGAGAGAAAAUAAUUGGAGAGAAGAAUUGGUUGGUUCAGACGAUGAGCGUCUCCAGGAUGAAGACAGUAAAGAUGUUGAUUUACAGUUCGCUAAUUUGUUCUCCAUAUUGUACGAGACAUGGUUGGAAGGACGUCCAGUUUCUUCUUCAACAGAUAUAACUUUCCUUCCUGAAGAGACAGCUAUGCUUUUUAAUUGUAUAGUGCAAACCUAUCACAUAAUGAGUUCUUAUCUCCGACUCACUCAACGAAUGGUGAAACUCAAAACUUUGGAGCACGAAAAGUUGUUACGAAAUCUAGUCCAACAUCUUCCGUACGGUUUAAUCAAAGCGCCGAAAAAGGUGGACAAAAUGAGUAAUUUAUUAUCAAAAUUUGUCAUAACAGACAUAAAAUGCACCAACAACAAUAUUCUCAUCUGUUAUGAUUACCUCCUCCUAUUUGCCGCAAAUCCCUCAAAAGCAAAACUAGAAGAUAUAAAUAGUGUAGCAGAUACCAUAAACGGCUUUCUAGUACGGGACUAUACAAACAACAAAAAAAUGGAUUUCACAAGUUUGUUCUUGAUAUUGAAGCAUUUAUUCAAUGAAAAAGCUAGACUUUGGUGCAGAAACAAGUUUCCUGUUAGCAAUAUUUUAGAUGGUGCUUUAACACUCUAUAAUAAUGGAAAUAUAGAAGAUGGAGUCAAGGUGGAAUUAACGAAGAUAUUAACUCUUAUAUCUUACGAAGAACUUUUAGAGAAUGAAAAUUUUGCUUCUUGGCUUGAAAAUUUACCAAAACUACUUUUGGACGAGACAAUAGAGGCGGAUUUACUAGUAGCAAUCAUUAACAGGAUAAGAUUCAACCCCCCUGAAAAAAAUUCAUCAUUUUAUAAAGGGAUCUUGGAUAAUUACGUUGACAUAUAUCAUCAUUUACCGAAUAUGAAAGUGUACGGAAUGACCGAGCUGGAUUUGAGGAUGAGGAAAAUGCAGAUCGCCAAAUUUAUUGCCUAUUUACCUGAGCCCUGUCCUGAACUGAGAAGUAUACUACUCAACAAAUUGGAUACUAGGUCCCCCUACUGGGAAGAAAUCCAACAUUUGAGAACUGUGAGGAAUGAUAAUCCUGGAAAAAAGAAAAAUGUCAGAUCGCAUUCUAUCAAGAACGGAAAGACCUGAGGAACGAAAAAACUCCGUUUCGAGCACUUCAUAUCAUAGUAAGUUAUGAUUUUCUGUGAUACAUGUAAUUUAUGUAAAUAUCGACUAUAAAUAAAUCAUGUAUUGAACAGGA